UUUCUUCCGUCAAAAUUGAGAGCUAACUUCAGAUUCAUUACUUCAAACGAUAUUGAUUGAGCCAGUUUGCUGUGUGAUAAUUAUCAUACAUAAUUCUUUUAAAGUAAAAUACUAAAACAAUAACCAUGAUUGUAUUUCCAAAGGGUUGUUUCCCACCGAAUAAAACUGAAAUCGCCAAAUUGCCUUUGGUUGAAGAAGUUGCCUGCCCCGAGGCUAAAGUCGCGGUGCCGCCGCUAUCGGAGAAACCGGAGCCGCGGCGCUACCGGGUGCCCGGCCCACUGCGCCGCUUUGCUGUCAUGAUAUUCCAUUUCAUGAACAUAUCCAUGCUACUCAUCCUGUUUGUGGCUGUGAGUGUUUUCAUCUACCGCCAAUAUGUCUACACCAAUUCCAUGCGCCGCUACCGGGGGUACUGCACCAUCCCUAUCGAUUUGAAGAAUCAGGGGCAUCUGAUUGAGUCCAACUUCCAUGUGAUGCCGCUGCGCUGGUCGUCGGAGCCCGAGCUGCAUGUGGUGAGCACCAGCGACGCUGCUACCGCCGAGCGCCUGCUCAGUGUGCUGCGCGAGGAGCUCGACAUCGACCGCGAGGGCAUGACUGAGAAGAUCUCCGUCUUCAACAAUGGACAUCAAGUCAACUUCAUACAUGACUUCACCAACAACCUCACCAAUAUCGUGGACGAGGAGCGCUGCUUCAUCACGGACCUGGACCUGGAAUCUGUAUUGGUGCCGGAUGCGUUCAUCGCCAGUAUUGAGAGCGGCGGGGAGUUUGACGUGACUCGUGUGCGGUCCGGGCUGCGCGCGCUGCUGCCCGCCCUGCACGACCUCGCCUCGCUGCCCGGACUGCCCGCCUCCUGCCGCACCCGUCCCACAUACCGUCUGCAGCAGGACCGCACUCGUCUCGUUCGCAAGCGCUCAGUGGACGCCAAGCCUCACGACUACGUGCACUUCUCGGGUAAGCACAUCCAUGAGAUUGACAUCGGCAACCUGCCUCAGCUGCUGCAGCACGAGCAGAACAAAACCGCAUAAACAUCAUGUAAACUCCUAGUUGUACCCUUGACCUUUGAAAUUGGGAUUUCAAUCGAUAUUUGCUAUCGUAUUCUUAUAUCUUCUAAAUGUCUAUAAUUAAUGUUAUAUAGUUAUUUAGAUGCAGAUCUACGGACAUCAGGAUGACAUCUUAGACGAAAUAAUAUAGUCAAUAAAAAUAUCUAAAUUUAAUUGGAUAUCAUAAAUUGCUAUAUAGAAAAUGGUGAACAAUUGCCAAAGAUAAAAACCACCGAAAGUAAAAAAGAACGGAUUGGUUAUUUGAAUGAGAAUGAUACUGAAUGAUAUUCGUCCGUUUAGUUAAUUAGAGUAGGAACCCUUGACAUUCCUAAAUACUCUCUCCCCCUUUUCUCCACUGAAGUGGUUAUUAUAUGUGUGUAGGAUAAAUGUAUUAUCUCUCUGUUAUUCUUAUUCCAUGUUCAUUCCGAAUUGGUUAUUUAUUUUUUGUGAGAUAAUAUAUAAAAAUUAAUUAUUAUGUUUCUAACUGUCGGUUU
Messenger RNA from Papilio machaon (common yellow swallowtail), 1531 nucleotides. RefSeq lists its product as uncharacterized. Gene Ontology annotation, biological process: negative regulation of amyloid precursor protein biosynthetic process. Gene Ontology annotation, molecular function: amyloid-beta binding. The coding region runs from base 126 to 1022 and encodes 298 amino acids. The transcript has 5 exons. Lineage: Eukaryota; Metazoa; Arthropoda; Insecta; Lepidoptera; Papilionidae. The record is from RefSeq and is a predicted model, not a curated record. Gene Ontology annotation, cellular component: Golgi apparatus; plasma membrane; extracellular exosome.